Cyclocybe aegerita is the source of this 798-nucleotide messenger RNA. NCBI's taxonomy places the organism in Eukaryota, Fungi, Basidiomycota, Agaricomycetes, Agaricales, Hemipholiotaceae. The record is from the annotation of a GenBank genome assembly.
AUGGCCUACUUCCCUCCCGCCUCUUGGUACACUUUCCCAGAAUAUUUACCACAGCUAUACGAGGAUUUCAGCGACCAUUCUUCCGAUAACUGGAACGCCUAUGCCACUGAGCAUGCCUUCACCGACAUGCAAGUCGCCCCACCCGCUUGGGACGACCUUUUCGUCAAUACUUUGCCGAUGCCUAUCGAGGGCGUCAAUUUUAUGGAAAACGAAUUUACCUUUGACGCCAGCGCAGGUAUCGCGCCGUCCGACGUAUAUCCUCUGGAGGAGGAAACCGCCGUUGAGACCCAAGUCCAAGACGGGAUUGAAGACGAAGGCGCGGUUGAAGGCGAAGAUGAAGUCGACGAUGAAUCUGAGGGUGGUUCUGGAUACAACGACACCGCGGAGCCUGCUCUCCCUCCUCCUGGCUCUCCGGAGUCAACGCUCUCGGAGAUCGCAGACGUCGAGCUACAGCGCCGGCAGCCGCGCAUUAGGUCUAGGUUUACGCCAUACGACUCCCCGGCCCGGCGAUUCUCCUGCCCAUUCUGCCCAAUGAAGAUGACGAGGGGAAGCGACAUGGCCCGCCACUUGUUGACGCACAAAAAGAAGAGGUUUUGUUGCAGCGAGUUGGAGUGCCCUUGUGGCCGGGAAAAGAAGUUCAGCCGGCGCGACGCGCAGAAAAGGCACGUCCUCACUGUGAUCACGAAUGAGGUCGAGGGUUUGCUUGCCGCUGGGGGCCAGGACACGAACCGCAUCACCGAGCUCCGCAACCGACACCAGACGAUCGCGGAGACUACCUCCAGGAAGAAGAGAGCCUAG